Molecule: messenger RNA, 1977 nt
Organism: Bactrocera oleae (olive fruit fly)
Lineage: Eukaryota; Metazoa; Arthropoda; Insecta; Diptera; Tephritidae
Gene: Dcps
Product: Decapping enzyme, scavenger
Biological process (GO): deadenylation-dependent decapping of nuclear-transcribed mRNA
Cellular component (GO): P-body; nucleus
Molecular function (GO): hydrolase activity; RNA 7-methylguanosine cap binding
Source: RefSeq, a predicted model, not a curated record
AGAUGUUUGGUAAAUCGUGCCGCGGUCUGUUCGGCGUAGCGGAAAAUCUGCGGAAUGUAAGAGAUUGGCAUCCCCAAAAUAUCUUACAAAAUUAAAAGCCUUUUUCGGAAAUAAAAUAUUUAUUAUCCUUAAGUUCUGUCAAAGCCAUUAUCAUUGUGGAAUGCCUUGCCACACUUUCUACAUUUGAAAAUAAAUGUUUAAUUUUAAUAUUUUUACUCGACGGAAAGAAAUUUAAUGAAGAUUAAGAAUGAGAAUAAUAAAUUGGAACGAGAAAAACCCUAAUAAAUUAAGAAUAUUGUAAAAAUUAAAUUGAUAAUAAAAUUAGUUAUAAAUAAGAAAUAAAUACACCUAAAUUGUUUUUAGUGAUGUAUGCAACUCUGCUAGUUGCUUAACUGGGAAUUUCUGCUAUAGAAGAAGCAUAGUCGGCAGAUAUUAACUUUCUUGUUUAUUUUUUUGAUUGGUUAAAAAUAAAAUAAUUGAUUAAAAAUGCCAGCAAAUACAGAAGUAAGUAAUAAAUGUGCAUCUGAGGGAAACUCUCCUUCGAAAAUUAUCGAAGAAACAACUGAAGUAAAAAUUGACAAUGCUACCGACGAACCUGUGGAGAAACAAAUAAAAGUGGAAAUGACGGCGCCAAGUUAUAAUUUAGCGAAAUUCAAGCUGACGCGGAUUUUACAAAAUAAUACUCUCCGAAAAACGAUAGCGUUGCUGGGUACAUUUCCUGAGAUGUCUGUGGAUGAUGUUGCUGUUCUGCUGCUUGAGAAACAAGCUUUCAAAGAGCGCGAUGUUCAAACUGAGCUUGAUGAAACUUCAGAAAAUGUUCCUCGGAUAUUCAGUGAUUCUCUACAAGUGUGUAUGGAAUUCAUUAAUAAUAUUUAUGGCAGUUUCCAAUGCGUACCCAGUUCGGAAUUAAAUAAUAUUAAAACGACUGUGGUUUAUCCUGCCACUGAAAAGCAUAUUGAAAAGUAUUCCAUAUCGCAAAAAUAUCUAAUUAGUGAAACUCCAGCUUUAUAUCAGACACUGACUUUGCCUUAUUUAACUGACAGUCAUUUCAGUCUCGAUUGGGUAUAUAACAUACUAGAACAUCGUCAAGAAACCGAUCGCAUAAUUUAUGAAGAUUCUGAUCCUGAAAAGGGUUUCGUACUCGUACCCGAUUUAAAAUGGGAUGGCAAAACUUUGGAAACACUCUAUCUGCUUGCCAUUGUCCAUAAGCAUGAUAUUAAGUCUUUACGUGAUCUUGAUCAUACUCAUUUACCACUUUUACACAACUUGCGUGAUGGGAUUGCUGACGCUGUAGAGGAGCGUUACGGUUUAUGUGCUUCACAAUUGCGCAUGUAUUUUCAUUAUCAACCAUCUUUCUAUCACCUGCAUUUACAUAUAAAUCCAGUGCGUGGUGAUGCACCAGGAAUUUGGUGUGAAAAAUCGCAUAUGUUGGAUACGGUCAUUAGCAAUAUAGAAUUAAUGCCAGACUAUUACCAACGUGUCACAUUACCAUUUGUUUUGUUCGAGGGAAGUAAGCUGCUGGAUGAAUAUGAAGCGAAAGAAGCUGUACAAAAACGUGGGAAGGCAGUGGCUGACGGUAAGCAACUAGAUGAAAAAUUACAUAAUAAAAGCCGAAAGUCCAAUUCAAUUGAGUCUCCACAAGCUAAAAAAGUGAAACUUGAAAUUUCACAAGCAGAAGUAGAGGAACCGUCUAUAAAGAUGUUGAAAGAAACAAGAGACUCAGAUCAGCCACCAAAAAUUAUAGUGGUUUCAGCAGAAUAAGUUGCGAUCUCGAAUUUACUUAACAAAAAGUAAUGCGUUUGUUUACCUUCAAUUAUUUCCAAAAUAAAAGAAAUAUAUUUGGCCAAGACACAUUUUAGCUUCCGCAUAGUAUUCAUGCCAUUAUUGUCAAUGGUGCUAAGAUAGUGUGUAAUUAAAAAACUUCAUAAACAAACAAAUAUUCAAUAACCACAAAUAAAUGGAGAGUACUCAAAGUCA